Messenger RNA from Heterotrigona itama, 1728 nucleotides. Lineage: Eukaryota; Metazoa; Arthropoda; Insecta; Hymenoptera; Apidae. The record is from the annotation of a GenBank genome assembly.
AUGGUUUACAAUGCCGGAGAAACUGAUAUUCAAGGGACAACGUGCAUGGAAACAUACGACGAUCCACCGAUCACAUCCCAGUGUAGAUUUUUUGUAUACUCUUGAACUUAACAGUAACUCAAUGGCACACAAAGAUAUUAGUUAGCUUCGAACGAAAGCGUUUUACGUUUGAUUAUUGCACGCGAUUUGUAUUGAGCUCCUUGGGAUUCUUUGAAUGACAAUAUCGCAAUUAGAAUUCCCUCUUUAAAGAUAUAGUAAUAUCGAUAUUAUUUUCCUGCCUUCACAGUGAUUCAGACGUAAUUAAUUAUUAUUAUUUUUUUUGUAGUGAUGGCCGAUCGAGCGACGGUAACGAUAAUGUCACAUUAUCCGAAACGAAGGUGAACAUCUCAAACGGGACGCUUAAAAGUAAGAAUUGUCUACUUAGAGUUAAUUUUAGCAUUCUUCGUAAUGUCAUCGGUACGUUGACUUCUUGUUUAGCAACACGUUAAACCACGGAUCAGCCAACUGAUUUGUUAACGGUUUCCCAUGAUGAGUCUAAUCGUUAUUAAUUAGGGUCUUCUAAACGACCUAUUCCGCUUAACAAAUAAAUAUUCUUAGCCUUAAACAUUAAAAUUCCUAUGAGUAGUCUUUUUAAAUAAUUACUAGCUAAUGCGUCUCAGAUCUAACGUUACGCGUGAAAACGAACGAAGAGCACGAACGCUUUUUCCCUGGUUACUCUUUUGCAGCAGAGCAAUUUGUGGAAAUUGUUCUGCUGUUUGUCAGAACGUCUUGAAUUAAUCGGCAUCGCUUUGAAAAAACUUUCGAAUCCACCGUCUUCUUGUUAAAGGAGUAAAAAAAAGUAAGACGAAAGAGAAGGAGACGGAUUGUAAGCCGGCGAACCUCGAUGGCGAUCGUUUUUUCAAAGCUCGAGCACUUUCCCUGUCGAUAGCGACUUUCGACAAUAAAUAAUACGAGGAAUGAUAAUAAAUGUGCCAGAGUGCUCGCAAAAUGUGCUUACACACACAAUACGGUUUCGUGUACCUACUAACGUGGCUACUAACUAUGCUAAAUGCGAAAUCAUUUGAGCGUAGACCUGCCGUUGAGCAUAUAAAUAAGAAAGGGUGAAUGACAUUGAGUGAUAGAUGUUAUUUAACGAGUGAGGUGAGCUACUUAAGCGUGCCAUCGACGAGGAUAAAAAAAGACAUUACGCUUGAAAUAUAGUUUAGUGAGCACAGAGAGAUGCAUGAUGGCAUGCUUGACAAAUAAGAUAAAGAAUUUAAUGAUACGGAUCAAAUAAUUAUUAUUGAUGGAACACGAUCUCGCUAGAUAUAUCAUUUAACGUUCGUUUUAAUGGUACAUGUAUAAGAAAACCGGACGGCAUAAUUAAUUGCUCAUUAAUUGCCAGGUUUCGACUAGCCACGAGGCAUAACGAUCUAAUAAAUCCUCGGGGAGAUUUAUCAAGAAACAGCAAGGGAAACAAUGGAGCAAAACAACGAUAAAUUAAGAUGAUCUAACACUAAUCGAUGCAAAUGCAAUGUGUACGGUAACAGUACGCUAGGUAGGUAACGACUAAGGAAUCUCUUAUUGUUGUUCGUUGCAAACAUAACAAUGGAUUCCUUAGAAAAAUUGAGGGAAAAAAUGCUAAAUCGAAUAUGAUAAUCUCAUUUAAACAAAAAUUGCAAACUGAAAUGGACAUAUUUUUUUUUUUUAUACAUAUGUCUACCUCUUUUAUAUAUAUAUAUAUAUAUA